UGGUUGUCGAGGGAGCGCGCGGUGUGACUGCCUGAUGCGUAUUUGGAAGCGAUCAUUCCUUCCCUGUGGAGGAAAAGCGAGUAGACCAGUGGAUUGCACAUGUGAGAGGAUCAAUUUAAUCGAGGAAUGAGUCGUCGCAGUGACCAGUAAGCGACCGAUGCCAGCGAUCAUUGUUCCGAAGGCGAUGAGUCGGUGCGCAGGUGAGCCAACGUGAGGAGAACCGCUCGCACAUGGGAUCCGCAUCGGCUGACUUUAUCCGCAUUUUAACAGGUUGAAAAACGGGCCCUGGGGCGCAACAUGUCGAGAGGCAGCACGCCGGCGGUACGAGGGUCGAACUCGCACAAGGAGAACGGACUGAGCGCGCCCAGGCGCGUCCAGACCGGAGCCAACUUUGCUCAUUCCGAAGACACCCCGCCGGUGUCCUCAGCCAGGGAGAUGACCCACAACUGGAUCCACUUCGCUAAAACCUUUCUGCUCAUUUUCCCCAUUUACGCCUUGGGCUAUUUUGAGUUUAGCUUCAGCUGGCUGUUGAUUGGACUCGGAAUGUUUUUCUGGUGGAGGAGAACCAGCGGUGGGAAGAAGAGCCGCCUGAGCAGAGCACUGGCUCUGUUUGAGCAGCAGGAGGACAGAAGUGUCAAUCAGGGUCUCACCAACUCUGAUCUACCACCAUGGGUCCACUUCCCAGACGUAGAGCGAGUGGAAUGGCUUAACAAGAUCCACGGAGUGUUGAGAGUCGUGAUGGAGCCGUUGCUGGGUGAUAUGCCACUUGUUGGUGCUGUAUCCCUCUUCUUUCUCAAGAAGCCGAUUGUGGAGAUAAACUGGACUGGACUGACCAAUAUACUGGACAUUCCUGGGCUCAACGGCUUGUCUGACAGUCUGAUUCAAGACGUGAUCUACAGUUACCUGGUGUUACCCAAUCGUAUCACCAUCCCACUGGUUGGAGAUGUGGAACUUGCUCAGCUACGUUUCCCAAUGCCAAAGGGCGUGCUGAGGAUUCAUUUCUUGGAGGCUCUUGAUUUGGAAGGAAAAGAUAAAUUUCUUGGAGGCUUGAUCAAGGGCAAGUCUGAUCCUUAUGGUGUGCUGCAGAUUGGAAACCAGCUCUUCCAGAGUAAGACAGUCAAGGAGAAUCUACAGCCCAAGUGGAAUGAAGUUUACGAGGCACUGGUGUACGAGCACUCAGGUCAACAUCUUGAGAUCGAGCUGUUUGACGAGGACCCAGACAAAGAUGACUUUCUGGGGAGCCUGAUGAUUGACAUGGCUGAACUUCACAAAGAGCAGAAGGUUGAUGAGUGGUUUGACCUGGAAGAGGUUUCUACUGGGAAACUCCACCUAAAACUGGAGUGGUUGUCGCUUCUUUCCACUGCUGAGAAGCUAGAUGAGGUACUGCGAAGUGUGCGCGCAGACAGAAGCCUGGCCAAUGACGGUCUCUCUUCAGCGCUGUUGGUGGUCUAUCUCGAUUCAGCAAAUAACCUGCCAAGCAACCUGUCAGAUUUCACCUAUGAUGGGUUGAAGCAAGUCUCAGUAUUUAAGGCCUUGAAGUCCGGCAAGAAGAGCAGCAGUGAGCCAAGCCCGUAUGUCCAGUUCACUGUUGGACACAAAUCAUUGGAGAGUAAGAUCCGGUAUAAAAGCAAUGAGCCCAUGUGGGAAGAAGCAUUUUCAUUCCUUGUUCACAAUCCCAGGAGGCAGGAGCUGGAAGUGGAGGUAAAAGAUGAUAAGCACAAAUGCACCUUGGGGAAUCUGGCAGUGCCUUUGAGUGGCCUUUUGGCGGAGGAGGACAUGACGCUGACUCAGUGCUUUCCGCUCAAGAAUUCUGGACCCAGCUCCACCAUCAAACUGAAGAUGGCCCUGAGGAUCCUGCGUCUGGAGAAGCAGGGUUUAUCUGACCAGCCUUCUUCUGUCCAAGUCCGGAAGGCUGGUGUGAUUCAGCAGACUGCCUCUAAGAGAUUGUCGGCUCCAGAAUCCCUGCUGAUGCCACCCAUUCCUCCACCAGCUAUAGAUGCUUCCAUGCUCACUCUCCAACAACAGGAUGGUGAACCGUACUCAAGGAGCGCCUCCAACCUGAGUACCUGCGUCUCUAGCUCCCAGAAACACCUGCCUCAUAAGGAGUCCACACCCAGCUUGGCCUCUGAUAUCUCCCUUCCCUUUGCCUCUGUGGAGCUUCAUCAAAGGCUGCGUCAGCUGGAAAAUGGCUCAGCCCCCAGCCAGUGUCCCUUGGGUGAGAUUCAACUGACUGUUCGACACAGCUCACAGAGGAACAAACUCAUUGUGGUGGUGCACGCCUGCCGUAAUUUGCUAGCCUUCACCAGAGAUGGCUCAGAUCCUUUCAUCCGCCUCUAUCUACUGCCUGACAAGAGUCGCACCGGGCGAAGGAAGACCAGCACCAUGAAGAGGACUCUUAACCCUGUUUUUGACCAGACGUUUGAGUUUAGUGUCUCUAUGGUGGAGCUCCACAGGAGAACUCUGGACAUAGCUGUAAAGAACAGCGGCGGCAUCCUGUCCAAACACAAAGGGCUCUUAGGAAAGGUGAUUGUAGAUUUGAGUGGGGAAGAAAUCUCAAAAGGGUGGACACAAUGGUAUGUGCUCAGUGAAGACGGUUCAUCAUCACCAGUCAUGAGAAGUAUUGAAGAGCCCUCCCUCACAUAGUGAUAUAUCUAUUUCCUGUAAUAUAGUCGUCUUUUUCAACUGAG
This is a messenger RNA of Thalassophryne amazonica, 2687 nucleotides long. It is a transcript of the gene esyt2b, whose product is annotated as extended synaptotagmin-like protein 2b. NCBI's taxonomy places the organism in Eukaryota, Metazoa, Chordata, Actinopteri, Batrachoidiformes, Batrachoididae. The transcript has 20 exons. Gene Ontology annotation, biological process: lipid transport. The coding region runs from base 298 to 2643 and encodes 781 amino acids. The record is from RefSeq and is a predicted model, not a curated record.